GACUUCUUCAUCGCACAUAAGUUCGACAAAUCGGAAAUCAAAGACUAUUCGGUCCUUUUGUCGAUUCCCGACUCCCAUGACUCCAAUUAUAUUGAAAUCAUUGAUCAAAACAAUAACAAAACUAUUUAUACAUCUCUUGGCGCCGAUAAGAGAGGGUCCGAUUCUUUGGGCGCAUUCUGUGCCUACUCUCCAAACAUUGACAUUAAAAAUUCAGUAAUAUUUGUAAACUACGGCCGACUCGGCGACUACCAGAUCCUAUCAAAUGUGUAUAACAUAACUCGUGACACAAUCGCUGGUAAAAUCUUAAUCGCCAAACAAUUUCACUUAACAGCUGAUGAGCAGAUGUCAUUUGCUCACCAAAUGGGAGCGGCAGCUCUUCUCUUAUAUCCCGAUCCCGAACACUACAAUCCGCCAUCACUUGGUCUCAAACCGUUUCCAAGCUCUCAAUACAUGCCUUCCGAUGCCAUUCGACACGACUCUCUCAUCUGGAAUGGAUUGGGAGAUCCGCAAACACCAGGAUAUGCGGCCACUUCUUAUGCACACCGUUUGCCAUUACAGUCACUUCAUUUGCCGAGUAUUCCGGUCCAACCGAUCAGUUUUGAAAACGCAUUGCAAAUCCUGAGUCGACUCGACGGAAGCAAAGCUCCCAAAGCGUGGAAUAACGGGUCGAAUACAACAUACAAUUUAGGGCCCGUAAUCAAUUUCAGAACACCUCUGGUUAUCCAUAUCUCUACCAAAUCAUUAAAAGCCAUUCUUAGGGACGGAAGGGUUAUAAACAUGUCAUACGAAUCACAAGAAUUGCGUUAUUUACUACUCAAUCAGGUAUCACAACAUCAAGUGUUUGCCAUUCAAGCGCUGGCAAAACCAAUGGGUUGGAGAGUCCUAUCACUCAAUAUAAACGUAGGCGUCGGCCACGUAGAGCCCAUCGGUACGGCCUCUUCCAUAGUAUUGGUUUCACCGAAUGGCGAUCGAAUAAUAGCGAUCAGAUGUGGACCGCAUUCAGGAAUUGAGGUGAAGAUGUGUAGUUCGCCUCAAGAGUUCUACGCGAGUGCUUUAGUUCGGGACCGAAAGUGGCAGAACCUGACCGGCAGUUACCGUGAAGUCGAUUGGGAGCGCAUUGAGGGCAAGAAUUUCAUCAAUAAAAUUGAAUAUCUUAUGGCAAGUCUUGCCAACUAU
Messenger RNA from Medioppia subpectinata, 1176 nucleotides. The record is from the annotation of a GenBank genome assembly. NCBI's taxonomy places the organism in Eukaryota, Metazoa, Arthropoda, Arachnida, Sarcoptiformes, Oppiidae.